This is a messenger RNA of Capsaspora owczarzaki ATCC 30864, 1895 nucleotides long. Its product is annotated as asparagine synthetase. The record is from RefSeq and is a predicted model, not a curated record. Gene Ontology annotation, molecular function: asparagine synthase (glutamine-hydrolyzing) activity. The transcript has 6 exons. Bases 52 to 1710 code for a protein of 552 amino acids. NCBI's taxonomy places the organism in Eukaryota, Filasterea, Ministeriida, Capsasporidae. Gene Ontology annotation, cellular component: cytosol.
GCGAUCAGUCCUCAUUGUUCUAACUUGCAACUUUCUGAAAGCUACACCAAAAUGUGUGGAAUAUUCGCCGUCUUCAAGUAUGCUCAACCAGCCGAUCUGCGCCAAACAGCACUCAAGCUUUCUGCUCGCUUGCGCCACCGCGGUCCUGAUUGGAACGGUCUCAAGAUUGUUGGCAACAACGCGUUGGCUCACGAGCGCCAAGCUAUCGUUGAUCUCGACAACGGUGCCCAACCGCUCACCGAUGCCAACAACAAGUUCAUCUUGUCUGUCAAUGGUGAAAUCUACAACCACCAACACCAUCGGAAGCAACUUGGAGAAUCUUACCAGUUCCAAACCGGCUCGGACUGCGAAGUGAUCAUCCCGCUGUACAUCAAACACGGCACCCAACUCGCCGAGCACCUCGAUGGCAUGUUCUCGUUCGUGCUGUACGACGUCGAGAACGACACGCACAUUGUUGCCCGUGAUCCUAUUGGCAUCACUCCCCUGUACCGUGGAUGGGGCGACGAUGGUUCGCUUUGGUACGCAUCGGAGGCCAAAUCGCUCAAGGACAACUGCUCACGCAUUGAAGUGUUUCCACCGGGUCACCUCUUUUCAAGCAAAACCGGCCUCGUGCGCUACUACCAGCCUGAAUGGAUGACCAGCACUGCCAUUCCGACUCAGCCGUGCGAUCUCAAACUAUUGCGGGAGACAUUCGAAGCCGCCGUCAUCAAGCGACUCAUGUGCGACGUGCCGUUUGGCGUGCUGCUCUCUGGAGGACUCGACUCUUCGCUCGUUGCUGCAAUCGCCUCGCGCCACCUCGAACAGCUCGCGAACAACCCCCCGGCGAACGACGAAAGCCACGUCAACUGGUGGCCGCGACUGCACUCCUUUGCCAUCGGGCUGAAGAAUGCUCCAGACCUCGAAGCAGCGCGAGUCGUGGCCAAGCACCUGAACACUGUGCAUCACGAGUUCCACUUUACCAUCCAGGAUGGCCACGACGCGCUCAGGGAUGUUGUCAACCACUUGGAGACCUACGACGUGACCACCAUCCGCGCCAGCACACCCAUGUACCUGCUCUCGCGCCGCAUCAAGGCGACAGGCGUCAAAAUGGUCCUUUCUGGCGAAGGUUCCGAUGAGAUCUUUGGAGGCUACCUGUACUUCCACAAGGCACCGUCUGCGGCCGACCUGCACAAGGAAACCAUCCAGCGCGUCGGCAACCUGCACUUGUCAGACUGCCUGCGCGCGAACAAGUCCACCAUGGCGUGGGGCGUGGAGGCGCGUGUUCCUUUCCUCGACAAGGCCUUUUUGGAUGUGGCCAUGAGCUUUGAUCCAGCGGAAAAGCUGCACCGUCAGCCCACGCACAUCGAAAAGCACGUGCUACGAAAGGCGUUUGACACUGCGGACAAGCCCUAUUUGCCGGCAUCUGUGCUCUGGCGGCAAAAGGAGCAGUUUUCCGACGGUGUCGGCUACAGCUGGAUUGAUUCGCUCAAGGAUGCUGCAGAACAGGCCGUGACGGAUGCCCAGCUGGCGAGCGCUGCCGUCAGAUUCCCGCACGACACGCCUCAAACCAAGGAGGCGUACUGGUAUCGCGAGAUGUUUGACGAGCAAUUCCCUGCAACCGUCGCCAGCACAGUCAUGCGCUGGAUUCCCAAGGGCGAAUGGGGCUGCAACGCUGAUCCGUCAGGUCGGUUCCAGACUGUUCACUCGUCGGCUGUUCUUGCAGACAAGUAAUCAACAUUGCCGUCAGUUGCAUCGCAGCUUAGCUUUGGUUUGCCUUUGUUUGCCAACCCCCCACUUUGGAAACCUUUUGACGAGGGUUGCCCUCCCCUCUGUCUAUCAGCAACUGAGUAUUUCUGAUGACCCAAUACAUGAAAUAAACGUUGCGCCUUUGUCCUUUGCUGCACAUUGUAUCAGGA